Molecule: messenger RNA, 3945 nt
Organism: Mauremys reevesii (Reeves's turtle)
Lineage: Eukaryota; Metazoa; Chordata; Testudines; Geoemydidae
Gene: SHE
Product: Src homology 2 domain containing E
Exons: 6
Coding region: 903-2267 (454 amino acids)
Molecular function (GO): phosphotyrosine residue binding
Source: RefSeq, a predicted model, not a curated record
GGCCAGCGCUGCUUGCACGGUCCCUGCCUGCGUGCAGAGCGAUUCCCGCGGGCACAAGCUGCGGCCUUUGCGCGCGGACACCAAGGCUCCGCGCACUGAUUUGCGCGGGGGUGACAGUUAUUCACAGGCGCAGUUCGCACUUGUGAGCUUUAGGCGCAGUCUGUAAUUACCGCCCGCGCGCAGCGUGUUCACACUGCCCGUCGGGGCGGCGAUUUCCAACCCGGCCCGGAGGCAAAGUGCGCAGCGCACUGACCGCGCAGAUCGCGCCCCCACACCGCUGGAAAUCGCCCUACUCCCUGCGCGGCAGAUUGCGCCCCCCCGCGGCGGGGGUAGCUCUCUGCAGGCCGGUGCCCCCUCCCCCUGCACCGCCCCCUCCGGAUCUGGGCGGGGAGCCCGGGCAGCGCUGGCCGCGGAGCGGAGCGAGGCGCUGGAGACACGGAGCCGCCCCCGCUGCGCUGCGCCCCCGCAGACCCUCUCCAGGCCUCGGGGCUGCCCGGGAGCUGGGCGCCCGGCAGCGCUUCGUGGGGCCCCCGGGGCGGGGUGAAGGACCGGGAGCGACUCCACCUGCCCCCCCCCCCGUCAAGGAGGAUCCCACCCCCCCUUCUCCUGCAGGUGAAAUUGCCUCCCCCUCCCGCUCACUGCUGCACCCCCAUGGGUUAAGGAGCAGCCCCCACCCCCGAGUGACUCCAGCUCCCCACCUCUGCCAUGGGGGCCCCCUUGCCGUGACUGGGAUCUACGGGGGGCGAGGGGGAAGCAGGAUCCCCUGCUGGCUCUGACCUGGCCCGGAGCUCCCACCCGGGCCCCCUGGGUGGGGCACGCCCCCUCCCCCUCCCCCAACCCACCAGGCUCCAGAUCCCCCCCCUCCCCGGCAUCUCAGCUUCGGCCUUCCCAGCCGCAGCCCCAUGGCGGCCAAGUGGUUCAAGGAGUUCCCCUCCAGCCUGAAGACGGCCUCCGAGCGGGCCAGGCCAGGCAGCGGGAGCCUGGGCAAGCUGGGCAGCGCCUCCCGGAAGCCCCUGGGCCCCGCCGAGCCGGGCCCCGGCCCACUGCAGGGCAAGAACCGCAAGAACUCGGCGGCCGAGCUGGGGGGCUGCCGGGCGGCUCCGGGGCCCGGCAAGGACGGUGGCAGCCGGCUGUCCCGGGACAACCUGCAGGGGCUGAUCCUGGCUGCCACGGGCAAGAUGCGCAAGAACUCCCGGGCGGAGGGGAGCCCCCAGGAGGGCGCCCCCAAGGGCCCCGGCUGCAGCACCUACAUGAACCGGCUCAUCAAGGUGGACGCCCAUGAGAAGAAUGGGAAAAGCUACCCCGGCAGCAGCCCGUCGCCGGAGGAGGAGAAGGGCAGGAGCCCCAAGCCGGAGACGGUCGUCAUUCUGGAGGACUAUGCCGACCCGUACGACGCCAAGCGCACCAAGGGCCAGCGGGAGGCGGAGCGGCUGGGGGAGAACGACGGGUACAUGGAGCCCUACGACGCGCAGCAGAUGAUAACCGAAAUCCGCAGGCGGGGCUCCAAGGACCCUCUGGUCAAAGCCAUCCUGCUGCUGGACGGGCCCGGGGAGCCGGGGGAGGGCGGCGCCCGGCCGGACGUGGCGCCCAAGCGGCAGGUCUCCAAGGAGCAGCUGGGGAAGGCCCCGCCGCAGCUCUAUGACACCCCCUAUGAGCCCGGGGAGGCGCCGGCCAGCACCCCGCAGGACAGGAGGGCGCGGGCGGUGGAGAGCCGGCUCCCAGAGAACGACGAGCGCCCUGCUGCGGAGUACGAGCAGCCCUGGGAGUGGAAGAAGGAGCAGAUAGUGAAGGCUCUGUCAGUCCAGUUUGAGGGAGCGGAGCGGGCGGGCGCCCCCAAGGACGAGGCGCUGCGGCAGCACCAUCGCCAGAAGAGCUGGACUCCCAAGACCCUGAAGCCGACGCUCCCAGACCACGGCGAGGGCGAGCGAGUGGACCCAGCCCUGGCGCUGGAGAAACAGCCCUGGUACCAUGGAGCCAUCACCCGGGCCGAGGCCGAGAGCCGGCUGCAGCCCUGCAAAGAGGCCGGUUACCUGGUGCGGACCAGCGAGACGGGGAGCGGCAAAUACUCCAUCGCGCUCAAGACCAGUCAGGGAUGCGUCCACAUCAUCGUGGCCCAGACCAAGGACAACAAGUACACGCUGAGCCAGACCAGCGGCGUCUUCGGCAGCGUCCCCGAGGUGGUGCAUCACUACUCCGCCGAGAAGCUGCCCUUCAAAGGGGCGGAGCACAUGACCCUGCUGCACCCCGUGCACAGCAAGCUGCAGUAGCGUGGCCGCGCCCAGCCACCUGCCUGGGGCUUCGCCACGGACUUCGGGGCAGCCAGGGGGCCGGGCGGGCUCGUGUGUGGAGCCAGGUGCAGCGCGGGGGCGGCAGAUGCUCCGGGGCCCACCCUGGACAGAGUCAGAGACCCCGCUCCCCAGCAUGUCUGAUCUCGUUCCAGCCAGGGCGCGGUUGGUGCCCACGUGGGAGCGGCCGCUCAGCCUGCAGGACACUAGCAGGGGCUGCAGUCUGGGAACGCUCUGCCCCACGGAGAGCCCCCUUGGCCCUGCACAGAGCCGGAGCUGCCAGGCUUCGGUGCCGGUAUAAAGGGAUGUAGGGAUCGCCGGAGCGGAUCGUCCCGCAGGCCGGCCAGGGAGGUGCCCCAGCCUCGGGUGACCCCGCGCUGCCUGGGGCUGUCAGCGUGACCCUGGGCAGCAGUGGGCACGGUGCUGAGCCGCUGGUCCUGGUCUCAAUCCCCUUAAGGCCAGAGGGGCCAUUUGGCCUCCCGGGCCAAGCCAGAGCUGCUGUCUGGGGGGGUGAUGUCCCCUUUGGCUCCCUGGGGUCUCUGAUGGUUGUGGGCAGCUGGGGCCCAGCUCCACUGGCACCUUGGCAGCUGUUCUGCUUCCCUAGACUCUCCUGUGCCCAGGGAGGCCCCUUUGCCCCACUGCUUUCUGUCCAGGGCCAGGUGUCUCCCUGCUGGGAGCAUCCUUGUGUCCCUCCCUUGCGAGGUCAUGCCCCCUCCAGGCCUCCUCUCCCCUCCAGUCUGCCCCGCCCCAAGCCAGGGCCAAACGCCUGCAGCCGUCGCUCUCCAGCACUGUCUGCAGCCGGCUGCCCCGCGGGUUACGGGAGCUCCCCAGCGAAUUCCCAGCACGGGCAUGUGCUCAGCUCCCCCAGGCGGGCAGGCCGGUUGGACCAGCUCGGCGUAGGGGCAGGAUGUAUCUUUACACGGAGGCGUGACAAAUGGCAAAGGGAUCCGCUUGGCUUCCUUUUCGCCCGGCCUGAAAUGCUGCUGUUCUGGCCCAGGCCUGUGGGGUGAGGGACGGCCCUAGGGGCGGGGGCCCAGGCCAUGAGAGCCAGUGAUCCGGGAGCUGGCUGGGUAGGAGCCUGGCGGUAGGAGCGGAGGGCAGCCUCUGUGUUCAGGUAGUGCAAGACACCGCCCCCCCCCGGCAGGUGGUAAUGCCCAGCCCCUGCCAGCAGGCAGUAACGCCCAGGGCCCGCCCCGGCAGGUGGUAAUGCCCAGCCUCUGCCAGCAGGCGGUAACACCCAGGGCCCGCCCCGGCAGGUGGUAAUGCCCAGCCCCUGCCGGCAGGCAGUAACGCCCAGGGCCCCCCAGCAGGUGGUAAUGCCCAGCCCCUGCCGGCAGGCAGUAACGCCCAGGGCCCCCCAGCAGGUGGUAAUGCCCACGCGCCUCCAGCAGGCGGUAAGACCCAGGGCCCGCCCCGGCAGGUCUUGCACUAGGUUGCAGGAAGGGCAUUUUUCUGACGCGCUUUCACGUCCCACUGGGGUAACUCCGUGGGCCGAGUCCCAGCGCCGAAGGAAGUGACUCCCACCCGGACUGUGGCUCGGCGCAGGCCCUCUGUGGGCAAGUCCCCCACGGUUUUCCUCUGGGAGCAGCAUUUGACAGAGGGAUUGUUCUGGGCAGCCCCUUGGGCCUGUUCCCAGGGGCCGACCAGCCCCUACUUCUGG